AUGUCCAAAGCAGCACGUGCCAAGAAACCAGCAGCACCACUUCCAGGAUGCACCCUGGAUAUCAAUGACCCGCAGGUCCAGAGUGCUGUUAUUCUCACCCAGGCCUCUUACAGGGGCCUCAGAUCUCAGAAGGAACUGCGUGAGAAGGGACCCCCAAGGGUGCUGGAGCCACUAAAGGACAUGCAGAUCCAGGGCAGCGCAGUCAAGCUGACAUACUUCCCAGACCCCUUCACCUGCUGGAGCAAAGAUGGCAGACUAUACAAUGGGCACAAGUACCACAACGUCUUCGAGGACUGUGGCAUUGGCACCUGGAGGCGUGGAAACAUUCCCGGGCGUCUAGCUCUUUUGAUCUUCUAUGCAUCCCCGCGGAAGUCUGCGAAGGCACCACGGGCACAGGACACAGGCACGCUGACUUUGGAGAUCCCGGGCGAGCCUCCACCUGACGGAGAGGACAUUGAGGAGGACAACAGGGUGUUCUUCGAGAUUGCUACCACGCUGGCCACUAGCCGGCCGUGACCCCAGGACAGCCGCAAGUACGAGGUGCACGUGGAGAACACUGGCAUGGACCAGAGCUUUGCUCGUGUGGACGUGGCCUGA
This is a messenger RNA of Dipodomys ordii (Ord's kangaroo rat), 597 nucleotides long. RefSeq lists its product as uncharacterized. NCBI's taxonomy places the organism in Eukaryota, Metazoa, Chordata, Mammalia, Rodentia, Heteromyidae. The record is from RefSeq and is a predicted model, not a curated record.